AUGACAAGUAGCACAUAUGGCGCAUGUCAUCCGUUAGCGGAGAAUGCUUACCUCUUCAUGGUAACUGAUCCAAACUCUGAUGAUUUAGAGUUACAAAAUCAAAACAUUAGCGAGAUUCAACUCGACGUGUUAUAUGACAAAGUUAGUGACCUAUAUUCUGCCGAAAGAAUGGCAGAACCACCAAGUUCAACAUUACAAGCAUUUCCUAAAUUUACAGAGCUGAAUGAUCUUGUAAAUGAAAAGGUUGGAGGGAAAAUCCUUUAUGCAACAGAUGAUUGGUUUGCUGUGGCUGAAAACCUGCUGAAGGCGGAAGAGCCUGUGUUUAAAGCUGGAGUUUUUACAAAGUAUGGGAAGUGGAUGGAUGGAUGGGAAACCAGAAGGAAAAGGAUACCAGGGCAUGAUUGGUGUAUCAUAGAACUAGGUGUGCCCGGUAUUAUAAGCGGGGUAGAUGUGGACACCUCCUUCUUCACGGGGAACUACUCCCCACAAGUCUCUAUCCAGGCAGCUGUCCUUUCUGGAGUUGCUGUUGAGAGUAUUCCCAAGAGGAAGAGUAAGAUGGGGACAGCGACCACGAUGGUGAUGUCAGAUCAGAUCAAGAAGCUGAAAUCGGAGGAAUGGCAGGAACUGGUUCCCCGGACUCCCCUGAAGCCUGGCUAUAAAACUUCCUGUCACAACUUCUUUGAAGUUAACAGUAAUGAAAGGUGGACCCAUAUUAGAUUGAAUAUGUAUCCAGAUGGUGGCAUUGCAAGGUUGAGAGUGUAUGGGCGAUCAGUACCUGACUGGUCAAAAGUCUCUAAGAAUGCAAUUAUAGAUCUAGCGGCUAUGGAGAACGGAGGGACAUGUAUUGGGUACAGCAAUGUCCACUUUGGUCACGCCCGUAACUUGAUUCAGCCUGGUAGGGCAGAAACAAUGGCUGAUGGUUGGGAGACUGCUCGCAAGCCUGACAGACCAGCCAUUCUAGAAGCAGAUGAAGAGGGAAUUCUACAAGUACCAGGAGAUGACUGGUGUGUUUUCCGGCUGGGACAUCCAGGGAUUAUCACUAAGGUUAUCAUAGACACAAACCAUUUCAAGGGAAAUUAUCCUGACUCUUGCAGGAUUGAAGCUUGUAACAUCACAGAGGAAGAAGAGGAAGGAGCGAUAAGAGAGAGGAAUGGGGGGCCCUGGAAAACCCUUCUACCCCCCAAAAAAUUGUACGCCCAUCAGGAACACGAGUUUGGUCGCCACAGCAUUCAUAACUGUGGCGUGGUGAACCACGUGCGGCUGACCAUGGCUCCGGAUGGCGGCAUCAGUCGGAUGAGGCUGUUUGGGUAUAUCCAGGAUCCGGAUGAUCCUGAAGGAUCAAUGGUCAUCAGUGAUGGACUAACGGAGAAUGAGGCCACUGAGGACACUCCGGAAAAAGAAGAAUCUCCAAAGAAGAGAAGAAAAACGACCAAGUAGGAGGUGUUCGAGAUAACACUCGCAUGGCGGUUUACACUUCCGGUCAAUAUUUCCAGUAUUAGAGAUUGUUUUGCUCUGCCAUAUAGUAAAGAUCUCCAAUCAACGAAGUAUACAUAGUAUUAAUUUGUUACAGAAAUUAUUUUUAUACAGUUUUUAUGUGACACAAUCAUAUAUCUUUUAUAUUAUUUUAUAAGUCGGCAUUCAUCAUUAAAUGAUGUUUGAAAUGCAUUCCCUGCCACUGCCAUAAACCUGUUAUAUUUUCCAUGGUUUCUUUUGGCAUGUUUUGUUCUUGAACGAAAAUAAGAAUUUUUUACCACAUACGUACGUACAUUGUAUAUGUAUAUGUUGUUUUAUAAUUUGACAUAUUUUACUUAUAUGGUGUGCUAUAUUAAUGUAUCUAGAUUAAUUAAUCAGUUUUCUGAUGGCGCUGCCUGUAUUAUUGAUCUCGGGUAAUCUACUUCCUGUUGGAUGUAAUCUGGGUUUUUAUGCUUUAUUUUGAUGAACUGUAACAUUUUAAGAUAUUAUAGUAUGAUUAAAGCUUGAAAAUAUAUACUAUUAUAAUAAUAUGAUUUUUAAUAUGAAAUAAAUACCUCAUUAAUCAGAUUAACCUG
Saccostrea cuccullata (small rock oyster) is the source of this 2048-nucleotide messenger RNA. Its product is annotated as allantoicase-like. Bases 1 to 1437 code for a protein of 478 amino acids. Gene Ontology annotation, biological process: allantoin catabolic process. The record is from RefSeq and is a predicted model, not a curated record. NCBI's taxonomy places the organism in Eukaryota, Metazoa, Mollusca, Bivalvia, Ostreida, Ostreidae. The transcript has 16 exons. Gene Ontology annotation, molecular function: allantoicase activity.